Messenger RNA from Chanos chanos (milkfish), 975 nucleotides. RefSeq names its product forkhead box Q1b (gene foxq1b). The record is from RefSeq and is a predicted model, not a curated record. Bases 1 to 975 code for a protein of 324 amino acids. Gene Ontology annotation, biological process: anatomical structure morphogenesis; regulation of transcription by RNA polymerase II; cell differentiation. Lineage: Eukaryota; Metazoa; Chordata; Actinopteri; Gonorynchiformes; Chanidae. Gene Ontology annotation, molecular function: DNA-binding transcription factor activity, RNA polymerase II-specific; RNA polymerase II cis-regulatory region sequence-specific DNA binding. The transcript has a single exon.
AUGAAGCUGGAAGUGUUUUCUGCGAGCCGUCUCUUGGAGAAAUCGCUGGACCUAUGCAGUGAUGUGGAUAUGCCGCUUUCCAACGAAGAAGAACUAGGUUCGGACGGAGACUGCGCGGCCCACAGCCCGGGGCCAACUUCCACUGGGGCAGAAGGCAAGGCCAAGCCGUACACGCGCAGACCCAAACCACCUUACUCCUAUAUUGCACUCAUCGCCAUGGCAAUCCGGGACUCUUCCUCUGGCCGCCUCACACUCGCUGAGAUCAAUGAUUACCUGAUGAAAAAGUUUCCGUUUUUCCGCGGCAGUUACACCGGUUGGCGAAAUUCCGUUCGGCACAACCUGUCACUCAAUGACUGUUUUUUAAAGGUGUUGCGCGACCCCUCGCGUCCAUGGGGUAAGGACAACUAUUGGAUGCUUAAUCCACACAGUGAGUAUACGUUCGCCGACGGUGUCUUCCGGCGUAGGAGGAAACGCAUCUGUAAAAAGAUCUCCAAAGACUCAGAGACCCAAGCACAUGCGGGCGCUGAGAACAUCCGGCAGCCCGUGCGCGAAGAGAGCCACGGAAGCAAGUUUUCCAGCUCGUUUGCCAUCGACAGUAUCUUGAGCAAACCUUUCACCCGCAGAGAGGAAGCGAACAGCCACAUCAGCACUGACAGUCCGCGUUCCGGCUCGAGGCUUCUCUGGACCGCCAGCUCACACUUUGCGCCUUACGUUAUCGGCUAUUCCCCGGCUACCUUGCCUCACACGCCCCAGCCGGCGUUUCAGGUCAGUCCAGGAAUGUCGCAUGCAGUGCAGGUGUACAGACGUAAUACGCCAGACGAAGUCACUUGUACUGGGCGCACAUCAGACAAUUUCACGCUGUUCAAUCCAAAAUCAGGGUGUCGGCCACAGCCUCACUGCCACAUUCCUUCACGAGGGACCAAAGCUCACGCCGGCGGGAAUCAUCCUUUUGGAAUAGACUCUCUGCUAUCCUGA